Molecule: messenger RNA, 696 nt
Organism: Didymodactylos carnosus
Lineage: Eukaryota; Metazoa; Rotifera; Eurotatoria; Philodinida; Philodinidae
Source: the annotation of a GenBank genome assembly
AUGUUUAUGUCUUUUAUUGGUUAUUGUAAAGCGCAUGGACGUUUGCUAGACCCGCCGGGAAGAGGUUCAAUGUGGCGGUUUGGAUUUGAUGUUCCUCCGAAUUACAAUGAUAAUUCGAACUAUUGUGGUGGAAUGGAAAAUCAAUGGAAGAUAGAAGAUGGAAAAUGCGGCGUGUGUGGUGAUCCAUGGCAGGGUCCGAAAGAACAUGAACAAGGCGGAAAAUAUGCUACCGACAUUAUAGGUCGUACUUAUCAAGCCGGUUCUAUUAUCAAUACAACCGUCGAUAUAACAGCAAAUCAUUUAGGAUUUUUUGAAUUUCGUCUUUGUCCAUUACUUGAUCCUCGUUCACGAUUAACACACGAAUGUCUUGAUCAAUAUUUACUUGACAUUGGCAAUGAUUUGUCAUCGACAAAAUAUCAUUUACCACAUGGAGAUAAAUCGUAUUUUUAUGUUCUUGUUCAAUUACCAGAAAAUCUGACAUGUAAACAUUGUGUACUUCAAUGGAAAUAUCAUGCUGGGAAUACAUGGGGCAACGAUAAAUUUGGACGAAAAUGUCGAGGAUGCUCCGAUCAACAAGAAGAAUUUUACAACUGUGCUGACAUAGCUAUUUUAAAACAAAUAUCAAUUGAUUAUAUUGUCUCAACAAAAGAUGAAAAUAAUUUAUUCAUUUCAUUUUCAACAAAUACAGUUAUGUAA